CAUCCCUAUAGGUAACCCUUUGUCGUGCUCUACUUGUCGUUAAAUUUUAAAAAACUAGUGGUUUUACAUUACCUAGGUAGGUACCUAUUCAGGUUUAUGUUGCAAACGCAAAAGCCACAUAAUUUAGAUCAGUCCGCCUAAUAUGGAUGGAUUGUUUCAUAAGUGCCGACUGUGUUUGAAAUUGGGUGAUUUCUGUUCUAUUUACGAGCAAGAUGAGUCUAUCAAGUUGUCUGAAAUGGUCAUGUCUUUCGCCGGAGUUCAAAUUUAUGAGGGAGAUGGACUUCCAGAUAGAGUUUGUUCAACUUGUAUUGAAAACCUGAGUACUGCUUAUCUUUUCAAGCAACAAUGUGAAAGAAUUGACAGUGUUUUGAGGAAGUCUCCAGAAGCUCCAAUAGUUCAGCCCAAUAUAACAGAUUACAAUGACUUGUUCAAUCAAGAAUUCCACAUGCACUCAAUAUAUGGUUCUAUAGAAGGUGAUAAUGAUCAGAAUAGUGUAAAAGAUGCUAACGCUCCUGAAAACUCAGUAGAAAACAACCAGGAUGUGAGUGAAGACACUGAUAGUGAUAUAGACUCAGUUAAAUGUGUCUAUUGUAAUGAACAUCACAAUAACUUAGCACACAUUUGUCAUGUGAAAUGCACUGUUGAAAAUAAUCAAAUGCAGAGAUCAAGUAGUAAUGAAACACUAGUAGCUUCAGAUGCUGAUCCUAUUAAACCUAUUUUCCCUGAUGACAAGGCUGCUGUUUUUGUAGCUUGUGUUCUGUGUGAUGAAAAGUAUGAUCAGUAUGAUGACUAUGUUUUGCACAUUAACAAAUGCACUACUAAUGUUAAAAUGCGACAUUUCGUCUGCCCCAUAUGCCAUGAAAUUUUUUCUGAUAAGUUGUUAUACUUAGAUCACUUAAGAGCAUACCAUUUUAAGCAGAGCAAACCACCACUCCCGAUGGACCCUGGUGUUGAUUGUGUAGAUAGCUUCACUGCAAUCUACUCGCAAGCAAGGAAACCUAAACUGGUACGUCGACAGAUAGGUUGGUCUGUAGAAGACAUCUAUCAAGAGAUAGACUGUGCAAAACCUGAAGAGCAACAGACAGCUACAUCCAGUCCAUUUAAAAAUUUAUUUUCCAAAUUGGGGAAUGAGUGUUUUAAUGACAGGUCCUUUAGUCGACAAAGUACUCCCAAAAAAGUGAGUUUUCGGAAUUUCAUCGAAAGCAGUAAGGCAAAGACGACAAACUAUUUUCCAUUCCGUAAAUACAUUGAAAAUUACAAACAGAAGAAAAGAAAUAGUGCAUACAGUCCUAUCAAAGAUGGAAAAUUGCAAGUUUCUAGUAAAAUAAGAUUAUCUAUGCCUGAACCAGCAUCUGAUAGUGAUUAUAAUUCUCCUAGUGGAACAUCUGAAGAGUCUUGGAGAAUGAAACAGAAUUUAAUAUGUGCCUGUGACAAGAAGAUCUUUAUGUUGUCAGAGUUCAUUCAUGAUCGAGACAGAAUUGGGGCAAUGAUUAACGAAUUAGGUGGCGUGGUGGCUGAAAAUACGAAAAUGGAAAUGCUAGCAACCCACUUUAUAUCAGUGUUGCCCAAUGACACAUUCACAGGAAUGAUGGUGUGUGCACUAGCUACUGGCAAGUGGUUGUUGCAUGUCAGCUACAUCUAUGAUAGUUUUCGCUGCAAAAAAUUCAUGAGAGAAAACAUCUAUGAAUGGAUGAAACAUCCAAAAAUAUUGGAAAUCGAUAGUACAAGCGUGGAGGUCGCAAAGGCUGCUGUCUUCUGGCAUUUGGAGUUGCAGGCGCUCAGUGCAAAAUUCCCAUUCGAAGGAAAGCAAAUUGUACUGAUCAUGAAAAAGAAAUAUAGGCAAUACUAUCACAUGAUAUUCAAGGCGUUGAAGGCAAAACCAGUAACAUAUGACCCGCGGACUCCUGGUAGCUGCUGUUCGGCAGAUUAUUGUUUCGUGGAUAUGAAAAUUAUCGAGAGAGUGAAACUGCGUUUUUUUGCACGCCAUAAUGUUCCUGUUUUUCCAUACCAGUAUAUUCUAGUCUACUUGCUGAAGAAGGGUCGCGUGGAUGACGAACAUAAAUAUUUGUUGCAAGAAUGCAAGCGGUACCCACAAGGGGCCACAAUCGAUUUCUUAAAUAAUACUUGUUAAGAUUUUAACUACUUAAAUUAAAUUUUAUUUUUUAUAUAUAUUUCUAAUUAUGCCAUAUUAGUUAUGUAAACAAAUCAUGAAUAUUUUAUCAUUUUUAAAUAAAAAUUAUUUAAUUUUA
Molecule: messenger RNA, 2249 nt
Organism: Amyelois transitella
Lineage: Eukaryota; Metazoa; Arthropoda; Insecta; Lepidoptera; Pyralidae
Exons: 8
Coding region: 143-2131 (662 amino acids)
Biological process (GO): positive regulation of double-strand break repair
Cellular component (GO): nucleus
Molecular function (GO): zinc ion binding
Source: RefSeq, a predicted model, not a curated record